This is a messenger RNA of Aricia agestis (brown argus), 2381 nucleotides long. It is a transcript of the gene Mcm7, whose product is annotated as DNA replication licensing factor Mcm7. The record is from RefSeq and is a predicted model, not a curated record. NCBI's taxonomy places the organism in Eukaryota, Metazoa, Arthropoda, Insecta, Lepidoptera, Lycaenidae. Gene Ontology annotation, molecular function: single-stranded DNA helicase activity; single-stranded DNA binding; ATP hydrolysis activity. Gene Ontology annotation, biological process: DNA replication; DNA replication initiation; DNA strand elongation involved in DNA replication. Gene Ontology annotation, cellular component: MCM complex; nucleus. Bases 123 to 2288 code for a protein of 721 amino acids. The transcript has 16 exons.
UAACGUGCGGACACCUGUGUUUUGAAACUCAACUUUUAUUUCCAAUCUAUUUAUUGUGAAUUAAUGUUUAAUUGUACAUUGUUUUUACUUAUUACAUGAUCAAUACAAAUAUAUAAGUGAAUAUGGCGAUGCGUGAUUAUGCUGCUGAUAAAGAGGCCUUCAAGAACUUUUUCGUGGAUUUUUGCCAAACUGACGACGAAGGUCACAAGCUUUUCAAGUAUGCAGAACAACUUACCCAGGUUGCACACAGAGAGAAGCUGGAGUUUAUUGUGGAACUUGAUGAUCUGCACAAUGCAAAUGAAGAGUUAGCAGAAGCUGUGAUGAACAACACGAGACGCUACACCUCCAUGGUGUCUGACAUUGUCUAUGAAAUGUUACCCGAGUACAAACAUAGAGAGGUGGUUGCCAAAGAUUCUCUGGAUGUGUACAUUGAGCACAGAAUAAUGUUGGAGGCCAGGAACCACAGAAUUCCCGGAGAAAUGCGGGAUCCCAGAAAUAGAUAUCCACCAGAGUUGAUCAGACGAUAUGAAGUAUACUUCAAGGAUUUAUCUACCUCAAAAUGUGUGCCCAUCAGAGAAGUGAAGGCUGAACACAUUGGCAAACUAGUCACUGUUAGAGGUAUAGUCACCCGGUGUACAGAUGUAAAGCCCCUACUCGUAGUAGCCACAUACUCCUGCAGUGCCUGUGGAGCCGAGACCUACCAGCCCGUCAAGUCUCUACAGUUCACACCACCUCCCGCCUGCACUGCCAAUGAAUGUCGGAUCAAUAAGACAGCGGGACAGCUGUAUCUGCAGACUAGAGGAUCUAGGUUCCAAAAAUUCCAAGAACUCAAAAUACAGGAGCAUUCAGACCAAGUGCCAGUGGGUCAUAUUCCUCGCCAGCUGUCUGUGUACUGUCGCGGGGAGACAACACGGCGCGCGCAGCCCGGAGACCACGUCGCAAUCACCGGAAUAUUCCUACCACUCCUCAACGCUGGCUUCAAGCAGAUCGUGCAGGGACUCCUGUCUGAUACAUACCUUGAAGCUCAUGGCGUAACUUGCAUCAAUCAAAGUGACGAGAACGAGAUGUCUGAAGCCCUCACGGAGGAGGAACUAUCGGAACUGGCUGAUGAGGACCUGUACUCCAGGAUGGCACGGAGUCUGGCCCCAGAGAUAUACGGACAUGAAGAUGUUAAGAAAGCCCUGCUGUUGCUCCUUGUUGGUGGAGUUGACAAACGUCCCAACGGCAUGAAGAUCCGUGGUAACAUCAACGUGUGCCUGAUGGGCGACCCCGGUGUGGCGAAGUCCCAGCUGCUCAAUUACAUCACGAGGCUCGCGCCCCGCAGCCAGUAUACCACGGGCCGCGGUUCCUCCGGCGUCGGUCUUACCGCCGCCGUGCUCAAGGACCCGUUCACUGGUGAGAUGAUGUUAGAGGGCGGGGCGCUAGUGCUAGCGGACCGCGGCGUGUGCUGCAUCGACGAGUUCGACAAGAUGGCGGAGGCCGACCGCACCGCCAUACACGAGGUCAUGGAGCAGCAGACUAUUAGCAUCGCAAAGGCGGGUAUAAUGACGUGCCUGAACGCGCGCGUGUCGAUCCUGGCGGCGGCGAACCCGGCGUACGGCCGCUACAACCCGCGCCGCACCAUCGAGCAGAACAUACAGCUGCCUGCCGCGUUGCUGUCGCGAUUCGACCUGCUGUGGCUCAUACAGGAUAGACCGAACAGGGAGAAGGAUCUCGAACUAGCGAAGCACAUAGCGUACGUGCAUCAGCACUGCGCGCAGCCGGCGGCGACCGGGGGCGGGCGCGCGCUGUCCAUGCGGCUCGUGCGGCGCUACGUGGCGCUCGCGAGGCGCAAGGAGCCCGUCGUGCCGCGCGCGCUCGCCGACUACAUCGUGUCAUCGUACGUGGAACUGCGUCGUGAGGCGCGUAACGCCCGAGACGUGACGUUCACGUCGGCGCGGAACCUGCUCGCCAUACUGCGACUGUCCACGGCGCUCGCGAGACUUAGGUUAUCUGACGUGGUGGAGAAGGAGGACGUGUCGGAGGCGAUCCGGCUGGUGGAGAUGUCGAAGCAGUCGCUGCAGCCAGUUGACGACAACGUGCAGAGGGGCAUCAGCGCGACGGACCGCAUAUUCGCUGUGAUCCGCGAGCUGGCCGGCUCCAGCAAGACCGUGAAGGUGGCAGACGUCAUCGAGCGCUGCGUUGACAAGGGGUUCAAGCCCGACCAGGUGGACGCGUGUAUCGAGGAGUACGAGAACCUGAACGUGUGGCAGGUGAACCAGGUGCGCACCAAGAUCACCUUCAUGUAGACCACCAGCAUCACAAGUGCCAACCAGUUCCGCCUUAGACUUAAGAUGACUUCCUCAAUAAAACGUUUUUCACAUUUCCUCGUUUGAAUGAUA